GGAGGAUGGGAAAAGAAUGGAGCUGUCCCAGCUACUCAAUGAGAUCAGGGCAAACUAUGAAAAGCUCCUCACGAGAAAUCAGAUAGAGACCGUGCUCUCAACAAGGAUCCAGGUAAUGAUUUCAUACAGACAGGCACCUUCCAGGAUAAGGAGACAAUCCCUGUCUAUCCAAUUCCUGUCCCGGCCUCUCUGAGCUAGAAGAAGAUAUGAGCAAAAAAAUGGACAAAGACGAAGAGGCUUUAAAGGCAGCUCAAGCAGAACUCAAGGAAGCUCGACGCCAGUGGCACCACCUGCAAGUGGAAAUUGAGUCUCUCCAGGCGGUGGAAAGGGGCCUUGAAAACUCCCUACACGCCAGUGAGCAACAUUACCAGAUGCAGUUGCAAGAUCUAGAGGCCGUGAUUGAAGGACUAGAAAAAGAGCUACAGGAAGUAAGGCGCGGCAUCGAGAAGCAGCUCCAAGAGCAUGAGAUGCUUCUCAACACGAAAAUGAGGCUGGAACAAGAAAUCGCCACAUACCGCCGCCUUCUAGAAAAGGAAGAAAUCAGAUAUUAUGGUUGUAUCCAAGGUGAGAAAAAAGAACAAAAACCUACGACAAGUAGAGUUGGUUUUGUUUUACCUUCAGCCAUUAUAAAUGAAAUAUCUUUUUCAACGAAACUCCCACAAAAGUAUGAGAACGAAAAAGUGGAAACAGUGACCAAACAGGCAAUACUAAAUGGAAAUAUCGUGAAGGAGAGCACUGAGGCUCGUGGCACUAUUCAGACAGAGAGAGUGGAUGAAGUUAUCAAAGAAUGGGAAGGCUCCUUCUUUAAAGAUAACCCUCGAUUAAGGAAAAAAUCGGUUUCUCUUCGAUUUGAUCUUCACUUAGCAGCCACAGAUGAAGGGUGUUUACAGACUAAGCAGGAUAAUCUACCAGAUAUCGAAGUCAGGCUUAUCAUGAGAAGAUCAUGCAGCAUCCCCUCUAUCAAACCUCCAUCAGCAGCUAAUUAAUCCAAAGACAGUAUUUGACUUGAUUUGAAAAUGACAUUAGGGUGGACCAAGGUGGGCCAUGCGACCGCCUUGUGUCCCAAAAUGUAAGUUAUUAAGUAUGUAUGCUAUGAUCAAUGUGUGAUUCUCUUCAGAGAACAAUCAGUACGAGACAAAAUUUCUCUGAAUCUAAUUACAGAUGUAUUCUUUGAAGAGGGGGAGCUUUAAAAUAAAAUCAGAAAC
Messenger RNA from Ailuropoda melanoleuca (giant panda), 1205 nucleotides. RefSeq names its product keratin 222 (gene KRT222). The transcript has 6 exons. Gene Ontology annotation, molecular function: structural molecule activity. The record is from RefSeq and is a predicted model, not a curated record. NCBI's taxonomy places the organism in Eukaryota, Metazoa, Chordata, Mammalia, Carnivora, Ursidae. Bases 207 to 986 code for a protein of 259 amino acids.